GGGUGACGCGACUGGGCCCGUUGUCUGUGUGUGGGACUGAGGGGCCCCGGGGGCGGUGGGGGCUCCCGGUGGGGGCAGCGGUGGGGAGGGAGGGCCUGGACAUGGCGCUGAGGGGCCGCCCCGCGGGAAGAUGAAUAAGGGCUGGCUGGAGCUGGAGAGCGACCCAGGCCUCUUCACCCUGCUCGUGGAAGAUUUCGGUGUCAAGGGGGUGCAAGUGGAGGAGAUCUACGACCUUCAGAGCAAAUGUCAGGGCCCUGUAUAUGGAUUUAUCUUCCUGUUCAAAUGGAUCGAAGAGCGCCGGUCCCGGCGAAAGGUCUCUACCUUGGUGGAUGAUACGUCCGUGAUUGAUGAUGAUAUUGUGAAUAACAUGUUCUUUGCCCACCAGCUGAUACCCAACUCUUGUGCAACUCAUGCCUUGCUGAGCGUGCUCCUGAACUGCAGCAGCGUGGACCUGGGACCCACCCUGAGUCGCAUGAAGGACUUCACCAAGGGUUUCAGCCCUGAGAGCAAAGGAUAUGCGAUUGGCAAUGCCCCGGAGUUGGCCAAGGCCCAUAAUAGCCAUGCCAGGCCCGAGCCACGCCACCUCCCUGAGAAGCAGAAUGGCCUUAGUGCAGUGCGGACCAUGGAGGCGUUCCACUUUGUCAGCUAUGUGCCUAUCACAGGCCGGCUCUUUGAGCUGGAUGGGCUGAAGGUCUACCCCAUUGACCAUGGGCCCUGGGGGGAGGACGAGGAGUGGACAGACAAGGCCCGGCGGGUCAUCAUGGAGCGUAUCGGCCUCGCCACUGCAGGGGAGCCCUACCACGACAUCCGCUUCAACCUGAUGGCAGUGGUGCCCGACCGCAGGAUCAAGUAUGAGGCCAGGCUGCAUGUGCUGAAGGUGAACCGUCAGACAGUACUAGAGGCUCUGCAGCAGCUGAUAAGAGUAACACAGCCAGAGCUGAUUCAGACCCACAAGUCUCAAGAGUCACAGCUGCCUGAGGAGUCCAAGUCAGCCAGCAACAAGUCCCCGCUGGUGCUGGAAGCAAACAGGGCCCCUGCAGCCUCUGAGGGCAACCACACAGAUGGUGCAGAGGAGGCGGCUGGUUCAUGCGCACAAGCCCCAUCCCACAGCCCUCCCAACAAACCCAAGCUAGUGGUGAAGCCUCCAGGCAGCAGCCUCAAUGGGGUUCACCCCAACCCCACUCCCAUUGUCCAGCGGCUGCCGGCCUUUCUAGACAAUCACAAUUAUGCCAAGUCCCCCAUGCAGGAGGAAGAAGACCUGGCGGCAGGUGUGGGCCGCAGCCGAGUUCCAGUCCGCCCACCCCAGCAGUACUCAGAUGAUGAGGAUGACUAUGAGGAUGACGAGGAGGAUGACGUGCAGAACACCAACUCUGCCCUUAGGUAUAAGGGGAAGGGAACAGGGAAGCCAGGGGCAUUGAGCGGUUCUGCUGAUGGGCAACUGUCAGUGCUGCAGCCCAACACCAUCAACGUCUUGGCUGAGAAGCUCAAAGAGUCCCAGAAGGACCUCUCAAUUCCUCUGUCCAUCAAGACUAGCAGCGGGGCUGGGAGUCCGGCUGUGGCAGUGCCCACACACUCGCAGCCCUCACCCACCCCCAGCAAUGAGAGUACAGACACGGCCUCUGAGAUCGGCAGUGCUUUCAACUCGCCACUGCGCUCGCCUAUCCGCUCAGCCAACCCGACGCGGCCCUCCAGCCCUGUCACCUCCCACAUCUCCAAGGUGCUUUUUGGAGAGGAUGACAGCCUGCUGCGUGUUGACUGCAUACGCUACAACCGUGCUGUCCGUGAUCUGGGUCCUGUCAUCAGCACAGGCCUGCUGCACCUGGCUGAGGAUGGGGUGCUGAGUCCCCUGGCGCUGACAGAGGGUGGGAAGGGUUCCUCGCCCUCCAUCAGACCAAUCCAAGGCAGCCAGGGGUCCAGCAGCCCAGUGGAGAAGGAGGUCGUGGAAGCCACGGACAGCAGAGAGAAGACGGGGAUGGUGAGGCCUGGCGAGCCCUUGAGUGGGGAGAAAUACUCACCCAAGCUGCCUAUUGCUCGUGGGGCUUUGUUGCUGGCCCGCCCCGAUCAGAGGUGCAAUGCUGGGUUUUGGCAGGAGCUGCUGGCACUGCUGAAGUGUGUGGAGGCUGAGAUUGCAAACUAUGAGGCGUGCCUCAAGGAGGAGGUAGAGAAGAGGAAGAAGUUCAAGAUUGAUGACCAGAGAAGGACCCACAACUACGAUGAGUUCAUCUGCACCUUUAUCUCCAUGCUGGCUCAGGAAGGCAUGCUGGCCAACCUAGUGGAGCAGAACAUCUCCGUGCGGCGGCGCCAAGGGGUCAGCAUCGGCCGGCUCCACAAGCAGCGGAAGCCUGACCGGCGGAAACGCUCUCGCCCCUACAAGGCCAAGCGCCAGUGAGGACUGCUGGCCCUGACUCUGCAGCCCACUCUUGCCGUGUGGCCCUCACCAGGGUCCUUCCCUGCCCCACUUCCCCUUUUCCCAGUAUUACUGAAUAGUCCCAGCUGGAGAGUCCAGGCCCUGGGAAUGGGAGGAACCAGGCCACAUUCCUUCCAUCGUGCCCUGAGGCCUGACACGGCAGAUCAGCCCCAUAGUGCUCAGGAGGCAGCAUCUGGAGUUGGGGCACAGCGAGGUACUGCAGCUUCCUCCACAGCCGGCUGUGGAGCAGCAGGACCUGGCCCUUCUGCCUGGGCAGCAGAAUAUAUAUUUUACCUAUCAGAGACAUCUAUUUUUCUGGGCUCCAACCCAACAUGCCACCAUGUUGACAUAAGUUCCUACCUGACUAUGCUUUCUCUCCUAGGAGCUGUCCUGGUGGGCCCAGGUCCUUGUAUCAUGCCACGGUCCCAACUACAGGGUCCUAGCUGGGGGCCUGGGUGGGCCCUGGGCUCUGGGCCCUGCUGCUCUAGCCCCAGCCACCAGCCUGUCCCUGUUGUAAGGAAGCCAGGUCUUCUCUCUUCAUUCCUCUUAGGAGAGUGCCAAACUCAGGGACCCAGCACUGGGCUGGGUUGGGAGUAGGGUGUCCCAGUGGGGUUGGGGUGAGCAGGCUGCUGGGAUCCCAUGGCCUGAGCAGAGCAUGUGGGAACUGUUCAGUGGCCUGUGAACUGUCUUCCUUGUUCUAGCCAGGCUGUUCAAGACUGCUCUCCAUAGCAAGGUUCUAGGGCUCUUCGCCUUCAGUGUUGUGGCCCUAGCUAUGGGCCUAAAUUGGGCUCUAGGUCUCUGUCCCUGGCGCUUGAGGCUCAGAAGAGCCUCUGUCCAGCCCCUCAGUAUUACCAUGUCUCCCUCUCAGGGGUAGCAGAGACAGGGUUGCUUAUAGGAAGCUGGCACCACUCAGCUCUUCCUGCUACUCCAGUUUCCUCAGCCUCUGCAAGGCACUCAGGGUGGGGGACAGCAGGAUCAAGACAACCCGUUGGAGCCCCUGUGUUCCAGAGGACCUGAUGCCAAGGGGUAAUGGGCCCAGCAGUGCCUCUGGAGCCCAGGCCCCAACACAGCCCCAUGGCCUCUGCCAGAUGGCUUUGAAAAAGGUGAUCCAAGCAGGCCCCUUUAUCUGUACAUAGUGACUGAGUGGGGGGUGCUGGCAAGUGUGGCAGCUGCCUCUGGGCUGAGCACAGCUUGACCCCUCUAGCCCCUGUAAAUACUGGAUCAAUGAAUGAAUAAAACUCUCCUAAGAAUCUCCUGAGAAA
Homo sapiens (human) is the source of this 3669-nucleotide messenger RNA. It is a transcript of the gene BAP1, whose product is annotated as BRCA1 associated deubiquitinase 1. Bases 131 to 2389 code for a protein of 752 amino acids. Gene Ontology annotation, cellular component: nucleus; cytoplasm; chromosome. The transcript is spliced from 17 exons. The record is from RefSeq and is a predicted model, not a curated record. Lineage: Eukaryota; Metazoa; Chordata; Mammalia; Primates; Hominidae. Gene Ontology annotation, biological process: granulocyte differentiation; neutrophil differentiation; thrombocyte differentiation. Gene Ontology annotation, molecular function: chromatin binding; chromatin DNA binding; cysteine-type deubiquitinase activity.